AUGUACCGGCUGUGCACAGAGCACAAGAAGACUAAGCGCCGUGGUGACUUGAAUGGUCACAUCAACUUUCUAUUUGACGGAUUUCUCCCUUGGGCAAUUGAUGGCGGUCUCUUUACGUCAACGCUUACUGCUACACGAUCAUCGACAACGUGCGCUCACGGAGAAAGACUUGCUGCUGUCAUCUCACACUUCGUAUCCGACACGGAAGACAGUCCAUCCUUUGUCCCUUCAGUCGAUUACAACGUUUCCGAAGUUGAAGUGGAUAAUCGCAAUGGCCGCGCAAUCAUCCUCGGCGUUGUUCGCUAUAUCAUGAACGCCAGCGGCAGAUUAUUUCAACCAGCAAUAUUGUAUCUACUGCACGGCCUCAUCGAAGGCCUGAAGGUGCGGUACGAGCGAGUUUCAUCGCAUCAUAAGCUUGAUAUCUCGGAGAUCACCGAGAUUCUUAGCUUGUCGCGACUGCCCGGAAUGCCUGAGGUAGCAAGCGACUUGCACAGCAUUCACUGUCGAAAGCUCUGCGAUCUUCUCGAUUCUGGUCUAGAGGCGAAGGACAUACCCACCGACGAAACUUUACGCGCAAAAUGCCAGAAGCUAGAGAACCCAGUGGAUCAGUCUGCAUUACCAGCAUCGUUCGACAAGAGUGAUACCGGGUCGCCCUCUAUUCAGUCUUUCUUGAAAGACCUCCACGAAUCGAAACAUAGCUGCAUACAGGGCCCAUCCUUCGCGCCGGCUUGUAAGAGCAUGAUCGAGCUCCUCGACCGGACAGAAGUAGUGAGCGUCGAUCCCAAUGAUCUGCACACCAUAUUGGCAGCACUAUGGGAAGAGGCAGAGAUUCGCGACUUCAUCAGACCAUUUGCUGUGCAUCUGCCACCCUUGCUGUUCCAUCCCACAUGCAUUCAAGUUUGUGCCGCGAACAGCCAAGGAGAGGAUGGUUCGGAGUCAGACCUCACUGUUCUCCUAUCUAAAGCCAUGUUGCGUCUUACGAAGCUGUCCAAGGGAAGAUCCUAUGUUCUAGCAGUAUUUGCCCAAACAUUACGCAAAGCUGCAUUUGCAAACCCAUCAAUAAUCUCAAUACUUCCCUUCGAAGACUAUAUUCUUGACUUCGUCAACGAUCCGGCAUCUAUUAGACCGGAGUUCUUGUUCGAGGUUGCCGCUGCCGAUAAGCUUCAGCGAUAUCUACCGCAUCGGACAUACGCCUCGUAUUACGGCAUGCGAGAAUGGCACGCAUAUGCGGCUGUCAUAGAUUUGUUACGGCGUUGUCCGGAAGAGCAAAUAAGCGCUGCUCAAAGAAUACUGGAUCAAUUGCUACAGCCCUGGAGAAGCCAGAAACCACCAGUCGCCGUCAAAAGCCCAUGGAAGAAGACGUUCCAGCUACAAGCGAUGCUGGUAAUGACUCACUAUUGUGUAACGGAAUCCGACGUGGAUGCGUACCUCGAUGGUCUUACACACGCCCUGUCGUUAGAAUCAUGGCCGCGAUACCGCUAUUUGCUCGAAUGGACCAUUGCUCGCAUCUACCGUCGAUUUCCAGGAAAAUCUUUGCGCAUUGUGGAAGAGCUUGGAAAUUUGGAAGAGUACAGCCCUGUACACAUUGCUAGUCUGAUCAAACUUGGUCUUCUCGUCGCACCAUACGAGUCUCAGGACUUUGCCGUCAAGCUCAUUACUGAACUGAACGCUUACUCUGCCAGUCCUAAGGUACAGAUCCGCCACGAAGCGAACUUUGCGUUCCCACUAGUCUUUGAUCUAGCCGUCAAUAAAAAUUGGAAAGAUAUCAUUGAGAGCCCUGCGUUCGCAGGUAUGAACGCUUUCAUUCGCCGAUUGGACAAGUUCAAUGCAUCGCCUUGGACGAUAAGAACACUGAAAGUCGACAUUGAACAGGACUACACUCUUGCAGGUAUAUUCCAAGGACGAUAUCUCUCAAUCGAAACACCAGAAGAGGAGCUCGUAACGCACGAGGACUUUGAGACACUCGAGAGUGAAGACAAAUCAGACCAUGUAAACCAGCCAUCUGCGCGCAUACAGCUCGGAAAAAUGACCACAAAUCGUUUCGACAUCACCACACCAGCUAUAUCGAUCCCGGCCGUCUCCGCCUUAGAACCUGCCGGCCAAAUAACCCUCCAAACCAAAGCCGGUAUCGACCUAGAUAAUCUCCACCUUCCUGGCGGACCACCCAGCACCCAAAACCAACGUCCCGCCUCCGUUAUGCUCAUUGCCUCUUUAAUAGAUAACCCCACGAACCUCGGUGGCCUUUCCCGUAUAUCCGAGUCUUUCGGGCUCGAAGCUCUUUACAUCGAUGACCUCAAGAAAGUCGUGCAAAAGGACUUUAAGGCUACCAGUGUGCGGUCAGAGAAGCACUUGUCUAUCAAGGAGUUGAAGGAGGUGAGUGUACCGGCGUUCUUACUUGAUGCUAAGAGUAAGGGGUACGAGGUUGUGGGUAUUGAGCAGACGGACCGUAGUGGUAUUUUGGGUACUGAGGAUGAUAAGAAUGAUGUGAUGGAUGGGAACGGGGAAGAUGGAGGGAAAUUCAGGAGCCAGGAUACUGGUACGCUACCGAAGAAGUGCUGUUUAGUGCUCGGUAGUGAGAAGGAAGGGAUUUCAGCGGAGGUGCUGGCUGUUAUCGAUCGUAAUGUUGAGAUUAAGACUGUGGGUGUUACUAGGAGUUUGAAUGUUCAAACCGCAGGUGGCAUUGCGCUAUACGAGUGGUGGAGAGAAUGGGGCCGCAAGGCCUAA
This is a messenger RNA of Alternaria atra, 2724 nucleotides long. RefSeq lists its product as uncharacterized. The record is from RefSeq and is a predicted model, not a curated record. Lineage: Eukaryota; Fungi; Ascomycota; Dothideomycetes; Pleosporales; Pleosporaceae. The transcript is spliced from 3 exons. Gene Ontology annotation, molecular function: RNA binding; tRNA (guanine) methyltransferase activity. Bases 1 to 2724 code for a protein of 907 amino acids. Gene Ontology annotation, biological process: tRNA methylation.